Molecule: messenger RNA, 2880 nt
Organism: Megalobrama amblycephala (Wuchang bream)
Lineage: Eukaryota; Metazoa; Chordata; Actinopteri; Cypriniformes; Xenocyprididae
Gene: ccdc17
Product: coiled-coil domain containing 17
Exons: 14
Coding region: 189-1949 (586 amino acids)
Source: RefSeq, a predicted model, not a curated record
UUUCCAUUCUUCACCACUCCCUUUUUCCAAGGUGAUUGUAACCAACAAACAAACCUUCAGUCAACAAAUGCAGUACAUUUCACUUGAGGCAGACGUUCCAACAUAAAUACAUUCCUAUUUUUUUAAGAAUCAACCUAUUUGGGUCUAGAUUUUGUUUCAAGGUUAAAUAGGGAGUAAUCGUUGGAGAGAUGGAAGGUUUGGGGGAGUUAAUUUGUCGGAAUUGUAACAUGGUGUUCCAUUCUGCUGGACUCUUGGAUAAACACAAGGCCAAAUUCUGCAUUGGCACAGACCUAAAAGACUCAAUAGCUCUAUGGAGGGGACAAAGGGGAUUCACACAAACAGAAAACGCAGCUGUGAAGACAGUGCAUCCCACAAGGGCAAGGACACCUGAUUUGAUUAUUCUGAAGGAACAGAGAAACCGCCAAAUGGAUCAGAGAGAGAGUUCACGGGGAAAUACUGCUCUAAACAAACUCACUGAAGAGUUUACAAAACUCAGGAUCUCAUUUGAACAAAACCUGCCCAGAACACAGACAAAGGUCUUUGAGGAGCAGGGCUCAGUCCAGCAGAAGGCUGAUGAGCAGAGGGCUCUUGACUUGCAUAAAGAUCAUGAGCAGAGACUGGCUGAGAUCAGGGCACGCAACCAUCAGCUGGAGAAGGAGAGAGAGGAUAUCGAACAGAGACUUGCCGAGCUGGGAGGGCGGGAGAGGACGGCUCAUCUAGAGGAAGUGCUGCAAGAGCUGAGGAGUCAGGAACAGAGGAACGAAGAGGCGCUGCAUCAGCUCAGCUCUCACAUCAACUCAAUGAAGGGGCUUAAUCCAAAUGAAGUCCAGUCAAACCCACCAGAGGAAAAGAAGACACAUGUCUUGAUCUAUUCUGUGGAUGGGCCCCUCUCUGCUCAGAUAAGAGCUUUGCGUCUGGCAUACAUGCAGUCAGGUGGUUCUGAUCCAGAGGUUCUGGCCCACAUGCAUGACCUUCAAGCAGAAGCUUUUACUCUGGAACAGGCAAGACCUAGAGCUGAUGGCAAGACAAAAGGAAGAAGGAUGAAGUCUCCUCACAGAAAGUUGGACCCUGAUGUUCUUGCUGUGGAGCAGGAGAACCAAAGGCUUGAGGAGGAAAUCUUCAGAAUCCAGCUGGCCAGAGAGAGGCAAAAAGGAGAACAUGGGCUUACUGAUAUCCAGAAAGACCACAUCCAUCAAAUGGCUAGCCUCCGAGCUGAGAUCGCCUUUCUAAAAAGAGAAAUAGAGAAGGGGCGAGACAGAAGACCACCCAAUCCUCAGCCUCCCCUGCCUGUUUUUCCUGGAUCUUCUAUGGCCCUAACACACUCUGCUCUGACACAGGAUCAGAGUUCAAAACAGCAUUCAUCGAUGGGUUCCCAUGUAACUGAUCCAAUGGAAGCUCUUGGUCCUGCUGCUUAUGAUCCUGUGGCUGGCUUUGUGAUCUUCUAUGACCUGGUGAUGGGUUUAGAAGCUACUUUGGGAUCGGUGCGUUUGUUGGCAGGGUUAUAUUGUAAUGGGGAGAAGCUGGGACAGACCACCCCAAUGCCACCUGUGCAGUGCCAACCAUUACUCUCCACCAAGAGUCCUGGAAACUAUGCCAUACUGGCUUUUAAGCAGCCUGUGCCAAGAGUACAGCCAUCUCCAAAUGUCUCGUUGGUCUUGGAGAUCCAGACUUCUAAAGGUCUCCAUUUGUACAACCAUGAAAUUAAGGACUUGGUUACUUGUGGCUGGGCUAAACUUGAACUUUUUGACCAGCACAACCAGGUUUAUAGCGGUCACUGGAGGCUUCCCUUCCGUUCUCUCCCAGUUCAAGCAUCCCUAAGUCCAGUUCAGCUGAAUUCUGUGCCACAACAAACGCUCGUCAUGGAGAUGUACAGACUCUUGCAAAGAUUGACAUCAACAACACCAACCAAUACAAGUACCCAUCAACGGUGGUCUCAAAAACAUCUGUAAUCCUGGCAACCCAAGUACCAUCUCACACAUUACAACCCUCAUCCAAUCCAUUACCUUCAUCACUGCCACAGACAGAUCAUGCUGAGGAGUCCAAUUAGGUUUGAAUGACUGAAUAAUUCAACCUGAAUUUGAUUACUGUACAAAUAAAUCUUGUUGUAAAUUUACAAAUAAAAAAAGUAUUGCAUGUGACAAUAAACAUAUAUUAUAAACAGAUAAACAGAAACUAUUGCAAAUGUACUAUAAUUUUUAAAGUUGUUAAAACACUGAUCUACAAUUAUGCAUUUAUAGGGGUUGGACAAUGAAUUAUUUGUAUUGUUUAGGGCCUCCUUUUGCAGCCAAUACAGCAUCAAUUCAUCUUGGUAAUGAUAGACACAAGUCCUUCACAGUGGCCAGAGGGAUUUUGAGUCAUUCCUCUUCCAGAACAAUGACCAAGUCAUUAUGUGAUGCUGGUAUAGGAAAACUUUUUCUGACUUGCUCCUCCAAAAAACAAAGUGGCUAAAAAAUAUUUUGAUCUGGAGACUGUGCAGGCCAUGGGAGAUGUUCCACUUCAGUUUCAUGUUCAUCAAACCACUCUGUCACAUUGUUUGUGGCUUGAAUAAAUGAUUCAUAUAGAGAAUAUAGAUCACACUUUCUCUUUCCAUUUGCAGUUUUUCAUAUACCUUAAUUCAAACUCAUUGAUACCAUUCUGUUCAUUCUUGAAGUUAACUUUUGCCUGUAUUGUGAAUAGAUUCACUGUUUUGGACUGCUGCCUUGAACUUAAGAACAUAAGUACAGAAUGACACGACACAGGGCUUCUUGUCUGCUGUGCAACCGUUUAAUGCUCUGCCAGAGCCCUACAGGAGACAAGAGGCCACUUUUUCAACCCAUUCUCAUAAGUGCUGCAAGUCAGACUUUUGGGCAAAAAAAAAUAAAAAUAAAAAUAAAAUAAAAA